Molecule: messenger RNA, 372 nt
Organism: Staurois parvus
Lineage: Eukaryota; Metazoa; Chordata; Amphibia; Anura; Ranidae
Source: the annotation of a GenBank genome assembly
GAAUCACUUAAAAAGUUCAUGCAGAAUCCUCGUCCAUUCCUCCUACCUCCUAUGCCUCUGCCUCCUUGCAAAGUUGCUGUCAUGGGCCCAAAGUCUUCAGGGAAAACCACCAUUUGUAAUUUAUUAGCCAAAAAAUACUCAGGAAAGGUCUUUGACAUGUCUGUGCUUAUUUUACCACAUCUCGAGGAAGCAAAACAAGGUGCUUAUGCAAAAGCGUAUGAAGAAGCCACUGAGAAAGCUAUAGAAGCUGUGAAAUUAAAGCUGCAACAAGAGAAACUGUUGAAAGAACAAGCAAUGGCAGAGGCCCACAAAGACAUAGACGUAGACGUAGGAGCAGAUGAUAUUUCUUCAGCUCGGACAGAUGAAGAGCAC